AUGAACCUUAACUUUGCAAGCACAUCUGUUCCUACCAACACUCAGAUUGGUAAUGUUUUGAUCAAUGCAUCUUCAAUCGUCAGCGGCUUCGACAUUGAAGGCAGCUCCAUCACCGUGAAUGGCAUAGCUUCAAGUGGAUACAAUUAUAACACCUGUUACUACAACAACAACGACGGCUCCGACUACAACAUUGGCAACUCCGACGGCGACAACAGUGGCCCCGUCGACGACAACAGUGGCUCCGUCGACGACAACGCCAGAUCCUACAACAAUAACGCCGGACCCUACGACAACACCACCUGCUCCUACAACGACAACUCCUGCUCCUACAAUGACAACUCCUGCUCCUACAACGACAAACCCUGCUCCUACAACGACAACCCCUGCUCCUACAACGACAACCCCUGCUCCGACAACGACAACAUCGGCUCCAACUACAACAGCCUCGACGCCAACUACAACACCUGCCCCAACCACAACAACCCCGGCGCCAACUACAACAAUACUUGCCCUAGCCACAACAACACCGUCUCCCACUACAACAACUCCAGCUCCCACAACGACAACUCCUGCUCCUGCAACGACAACGUCUUCCCCAACCACAACAACACCAGCUCCAGCUCCCACUACGACAACCCCUGUUCCUACAACAAUCCGACUACAACCACUCCUGCUCCCACAACAACAACCCCUGCUCCAACAACGACAACCCCAGCUCCAACAACGACAACUCCUGCUCCAACUACCACAACCACUGCUCCUACAACGACAACCCCGGCUCCAACUACUACAACCCCUGCUCCAACUACGACAACCCCGGCGCCAACCACGACAACCUCCGACUACGACAACACCGGCUCCGACUACGACAACCCCUGCUCCUACUACGACAACCCCUGCUCCUACUACGACAACCCCUGCUCCAACUACGACAACCCCGGCUCAAACUACGACAACCCCUGCUCCUACGACCACAACCCCUGCUCCUACAACCACAACACCUGCUGCAACUACAACAACUCCUGCUCCAACUACGACAACACCGGCUCCGACUACGACAACACCGGCUCCGUCUACGACAACACCGGCUCCGACUACGACAACUCCUGCUCCUACAACAACAACACCGGCUCCAACUACGACAACCCCUGCUCCAACAACAACAACACCUGCGCCAACCACGACAACGCCUGCCCCAACCACGACAACUCCUGCUCCCACAACAACAACUCCAGCUCCGACAACAACAACACCGGCUCCCACUACAACAACCCCGGCUCCCACUACAACAACUCCAGCUCCCACUACAACAACCCCAGCUCCGACUACCACAACCCCUGCUCCCGACUACCACAACCCUCCUGCUCCUACAACUACAACACCUCUCAAACUACAACAACCCCUGCUCCUACAACCACAACCCCUGCUCCUACAACCACAACUCCUGCUCCAACUACAACAACCCCUGCUCCUACAACCACAACACCAGCUCCGACUACGACAACACCUGCUCCGACUACGACAACACCUGCACGACAACCCUGCACGACAACGACAACACCGCUCCGACAACAACAACACCGCUCCAACAACGACAACCCCAGCUCCGACAACGACAACACCUGCUCCAACUACAGCAACAUCAGCUCUGACUACGACAACCCCUGCUCCGACUACCACAACCCCUGCUCCUACAACGACAACAACUGCUCCGACUACGACAACACCAGCUCCGACUACGACAACUCCUGCUCCUACGACAACAGAGGCUCCGACUACGACCACUCCUGCUCCUACAACUACAACACCUGCCCCGACCACAACAACACCGGCUCCCACUACAAAAACCCCUGCUCCAACUACAACAACCCCGGCUCCAACUACAACAACCCCAGCUCCAACUACGACAACCCCUGCUCCUACUACGACAACCCUGGUGCCGACCACAACAACACCUGCCCCAACCACGACAACAUCGGCUCCCACUACAACAACUCCAGCUCCGACAACAACAACUCCAGCUCCGACUACGACAACACAGGCUCCGACUACGACAACACAGGCUCCGACUACGACAACACAGGCUCCCACUACAACCACUCCUGUUCCCACUACGACCACUCCUGCUCCCACUACGACAACCCCUGCUCCAACAACGACAACCCCUGCUCCAACAACGACAACCCCAGCUCCAACUACGACAACACCAGCUCUGACUACGACAACUCCUGCUCCUACAACAACACAGGCUCUGACUACGACCACUCCUGCUCCUACAACGACAACCCCUGCUCCAACAACGACAACCCCAGCUCCAACAACGACAACCCCAGCUCCAACAACGACAACACCUGCUCCGACUACGACCACUCCUGCUCCUACAUCUACAACACCUGCCCCGACCACAACAACACCGGCUCCCACUACAACAACCCCUGCUCCAACUACAACAACCCCGGCUCCAACAACCACAACCCCUGCUCCUACUACAACAACCUCCUGCGCCGACCACAACAACACCUGCCCCAACCACGACAACACCGGCUCCCACUACAACAACUGCAGCUCCGACGACAACAACACCGGCUCCCACUACAACAACCCCGGCUCCAACAACCACAACCCCUGCUCCUACAACCAUAA
This is a messenger RNA of Dicentrarchus labrax (European seabass), 2643 nucleotides long. Its product is annotated as probable cyclin-dependent serine/threonine-protein kinase DDB_G0292550. The record is from RefSeq and is a predicted model, not a curated record. The transcript has 10 exons. The coding region runs from base 1 to 2643 and encodes 880 amino acids. Lineage: Eukaryota; Metazoa; Chordata; Actinopteri; Moronidae.